UGUUUGACAGCACUGUUCGCUUUCUCCCCUACGCAUAUAUCAGUUCGCACGACACUGACAUAUAAAUCUCCUUGCUAGCUUUUUUGGUGGUACACUGUUUAGUUAUUUUUUGUCCUGGUUCUGUAGUUCAUUUGAUCUUCGUGUCACAAGGUAAAGCGUGUUAUAAGCAAAAUGAUGAAAUUACAGUUUCAACGCGCUGCUCAGCUCUCUCUGAGAAACAAUGCUCGUGCUUCUAUGAACUCUCUGAACCGUGUUCGUUACGCGUCCACGAGCUCUUUCAAGAAAAUUGAUGUCAAAAACCCCAUUGUGGAAAUGGAUGGUGAUGAAAUGACCCGUAUUAUUUGGAAAUUGAUCCGUGAAAACUUGGUCUUGCCUUACGUGAACGUUAACUUAAAGUACUACGAUUUGGGUAUUGAGGCUAGAGACAAAACUAACGACCAAAUUACGAUUGAUGCUGCAAACGCUAUUCUUGAGAACGACGUUGGUAUUAAAUGUGCUACCAUUACUCCCGACGAGGCUCGUGUCGCUGAGUACCAUUUGAAGAAAAUGUGGAAGUCUCCUAACGGAACGAUUCGUAACAUCUUGAACGGUACCGUUUUCCGUGAGCCUAUUAUCAUUAAGAACAUUCCUCGUUACAUCCCCGGUUGGACGAAGCCCAUUUGCAUUGGUCGCCAUGCCUUUGGUGACCAGUACAAGAGCACUGAUCUCCGUGUCGACCGCCCCGGUAAGCUCGAGCUGUCUUUCACUCCUGCUGAUGGUUCCGAGAAGCAGACGUUCAAUGUCUACGACUACAAGGGUGCCGGUGUCGGUAUGGCUAUGUACAACACUGACGAGUCUAUCAAGGGAUUUGCUCACAGCUCCUUCCAAAUGGCCUUGCAAAAGAACAUGCCCUUGUUCUUGUGCACGAAAAACACAAUCUUGAAGAAGUAUGAUGGCCGUUUCAAGGACUUCUUCCAAGAGAUCUAUGAGUCGACGUACAAGAAGGACUUUGAGAAGAAGGGUCUUUCCUACCAACACCGUCUGAUCGACGACAUGGUUGCCCAGGCCGUCAAGGGUCACGGAGGCUUCGUUUGGGCUUGCAAGAACUAUGACGGUGAUGUGCUUUCUGACAUCGUUGCUCAAGCUUAUGGUUCUUUGGGUUUGAUGACUUCUGUCCUUAUUAACCCCAACGGUCGUACCUUUGAGAGUGAAGCUGCUCACGGCACUGUCCAACGUCAUUACAUGCAACACCUGAAGGGUAAAAAGACUUCCACAAACAGUAUUGCCUCCAUCUUCGCAUGGACUCGUGGUCUUGCACAACGUGCUCGUUUGGAUGGUAAUGACCGUUUGCUCUCCUUUGCCGAAGCCCUGGAGCGUGCUUGUGUCUCUACCGUUGAACAAGGCAUUAUGACCAAGGACUUGAAGCUCAUUAGCGGUGCCAAGGACGGUUGGGUUGACACUUUUGAGUUCUUGGAUGCCGUUCGUGACAACUUGAAUGCUGAGUUGCACAAGUCUGCUUAAGCAAGUAAUUUUUUUUUUUGCACACUGUGACUAGGGGGUAUUUGGCUGUGCCAAUGAGUACUUUCUUUUUAGCAAUGACAUUUGCUUUUGUUUAGGAUUAUAUAAUUAUAAUCAUUUGCUCUGCAAGUAACAUAUUGGACUUUGUAGUGAAGGGGCGAUUUACGUAUUAAACAGUUGUCUAUUCAAAAAACUAUUGUUAAGUAG
Molecule: messenger RNA, 1704 nt
Organism: Schizosaccharomyces japonicus yFS275
Lineage: Eukaryota; Fungi; Ascomycota; Schizosaccharomycetes; Schizosaccharomycetales; Schizosaccharomycetaceae
Product: isocitrate dehydrogenase Idp1
Exons: 1
Coding region: 172-1500 (442 amino acids)
Biological process (GO): isocitrate metabolic process
Molecular function (GO): isocitrate dehydrogenase (NADP+) activity; magnesium ion binding; NAD binding
Source: RefSeq, a predicted model, not a curated record